Molecule: messenger RNA, 2829 nt
Organism: Dermacentor albipictus
Lineage: Eukaryota; Metazoa; Arthropoda; Arachnida; Ixodida; Ixodidae
Source: RefSeq, a predicted model, not a curated record
AUGCCUAAUAAGUGCUGCGUGCCCAAUUGCCGGAGCAAUUACAAAUCGGGGCAAAAAAAUCACGUCUUCAAGUUUCCACAACAUGAAGAAGCCCAGAGUGCCUGGAUUAGGGCGAUACCACGUGCAGACUUCAAUGUAUCACCGCACUCCAGGGUCUGUGAACUUCACUUCAUUGAGGCCGACAUCGUGCGGGAGGUCUCUCACAUCGACGACCUUACAGGGAACACCGUCACUGCACCACUCUCACGCCUGCGUCUUCGCCCAGGCGCAGUCCCAUCAAAGUUUCCUGAAUGUCCAUCUUAUCUUUCGAAGCCAAUCACCUCGAGGGAACAUCCGGAUUCCAAGCGCAUGCGUCUUCAGGCUGCUUCUUUGAAGAAAGCGUGUGAAGCGUCUGCUGAAGCAUUCCGCAAGGAGAAGGAAGCGGAUAAGAUACUAAACCUAGAAGACCUGAUGCAAUUCAUAACAAGCAAAAAUUCUACGUUCUGGCACGCUAUUGAACGGAAGGAAAGACUAAUUUUACUGCACAUCACUGAAGAUGACGCUCCGUGCAUCAAAUAUUCAAUUGCAGUAAAAGCCGACCUCGGCAUGACAGUUUACUUCGCAAGGACGCCGAUAACGAAAGUGGGCAUCGAUUCCCCCGUUCCAACUGUAGCAAACAGCAAGAAAGCGGUGAUGGAUCUGCUCGAGAGCAUUGAGAAUAGCAGUGCCUACUUCCCUCAAUGUCCUGAAUCCUGUAAUGAAGAUAUAUGCAAGCAGAUUCUUCUGCUGCUUGAAAAGUUGUCUUUCUCGCCCACAGAUGGCAGUUCCAAUGUCAUACAGUUUCUUAGCGAGCAGUUAAAGCUACUCUCUAUGAAGAAAGUUCGGAGGCGUUACUCAGCCGACUUCAUGAUAUUUUGCUGUCUACUAUUCACAGUAUCACCUCAUGCAUACAAAUAUAUACGCGGAUCAGGACGCAUGGCUCUCCCGCACCCAGUGACCAUUCGUUCAAUAUGCUCAUCGUACGGCAUGAGUCCUCAAAUCGAACAUCAGAGUGAAUCAUUCCUCCGGUACAUGGCGGGGAGAAUUACCGAUUUGAAUGAUCGCCAACGUUUUGUGACUCUGAUGGUGGAUGAAAUUCACAUCAAGCCUUAUUUCGACUACAAGGGAGGCAAUAUUACCGGUGCUGCUCUGAACAGCUCAGCUGCAGCAACCAGCGCACUUGUCUUCAUGGUGCAGAGCAUCUUGUGCCAAUUUAAGGAAGUCGCUCACAUCGUCCCUGUGCAAAGAGCCGACGCAGAAGAUCUGCACAACUUGCUGAGGAAAGUAAUAUGCGGACUGGAAGAGAUUGGGUACAGGGUAGUUUGUGUCGUAAGUGACAACAAUGCUAUCAACGCGAAGGCUAUGUCUCACUUCUCGUCACCUCCUUCUAAACAAAUUGUUUACGCUCACCCAUCGAACCCCAGAAGACCACUCUUUUUUGUAAUAGACCCGGUACACAUACUCAAAUGUAUACGCAAUAACUGGCUGAACCAGAAAAACGACCAAAAGUGCUUCUACUUUCCCGAGUUGAAACCAGACUUCAUUGGAAAACAGCAAAUGCUCUCUGCAUCAUUCGCUACAAUCAGAAAUCUCUACAACUUGGAGUCCGAGAGGCUGUUAAGCUAUGGCUACAGCCUGUCAAGAAAGGCUCUCUGUCCAUCGAACAUUGAAAGACAGAACGUGAAGUUGGCAUUGCAGAUCUUCAAUGACUACCUUCCUCAGGCCCUUCGAGCACUUGGGACGAAGCACAACCUUCUGUUUUUUGAGGGUACUGCCACUUUCAUUGAGAUAGUGGUAAAAUGGUGGAAGAUUGUGAACGUGAAAACCCCUUCGAAAGGAAAAAGGCUACUGGACAAGUUCCAGGAACCAGUGCAUCCUAACGAAAAUGAUAUCAAGAUUGAUUUCCUGCGCAAUCUUUUGGCCUGGUUGGAAGAGUGGAAAAGCAAAAAUUUGGACAGCGGCACGUUAACAAGAGAGACCCACGCCGCUAUCGACCACACAACAUAUGCUUUAGUGGAGUUCACAAAGUACUGUUUAGAAGAGCUCAAGUUCUCGUACGUCCUUUUAGGAAAGAUCCAGACCGACAGUUUGGAGGAGCGCUUCGGGAAGUACAGGAUGCUAGCUGGAUCCCAGUAUCAUGUGUCGAUAAGACAAGUGUACGAAUGUGAGAACAAGCUAAGGCUGCAAAGCACUCUACCAGCCAUCAGUAAGGAUGAGCGAUGGGAUGAAUUUCAGACACACACAGACCACCCACGCCCUAGCCUAAAUGUGGUAGUAACAAAGGAUGCACUGUCUGAAAUUAAAGAAAUCGUCCCCGUACUGGUCUACGUGGCGGGCUAUGCCGUGUACGCUUCAUUGAAAAAGCUCAACUGUUCGAAAUGCAGGGACGCACUGACAGAGAAAAGGUUGACAUCGGUCUCAGACUCGGAUGGACGGUACGACCUCGUGAAACAACUUGACAGGGGAGGACUUGUCUAUCCAGCUAUAUUUGCCGUCAACGCUGUUGCACACAACUACGUGGUUGUUAAGCAACUAUCAGCGAAAGAGGAAUUUAUUAAUCUGCCAAACCAACGUCGUUUAGUGACUGACCUCACGCUUGAACUGCUCGUCAGUGAUGAUUCCUCAGAGUUCGACGCUUGCGAGGAUGGACAUAAAUGUGAAUUUGUGUUAAGGCACCUUUUGUGGUGUAGUACGAAUAUUUUAUUGAGGAAUUACUGCUGCAAGAUGAACGACAAGAUAUUGGAUGCCAAUGCAAAGGCAAGAAAGAGAAAAGCUGAAACUCUGCGCAAUAAGGCAGCUGUUUCCUUGUAA